Paraglomus brasilianum is the source of this 1191-nucleotide messenger RNA. Lineage: Eukaryota; Fungi; Glomeromycota; Glomeromycetes; Paraglomerales; Paraglomeraceae. The record is from the annotation of a GenBank genome assembly.
AUGGUGAAUGUUCGAAGUUCAUUUUACAUUCUUUCGUCGUAUCGCAGAAGAGCAUUCAAUACAGCAACAGUUGUCUCAACAAAACAACUGCGUAAUACUUUUUACUCCCCGCAACAAUGUCACAUACCCAGCUACACACCAAAGUGCGCAUGUCGACUAUACACGGAAGGAUUAACAAACAGACUCCAGAAAAAAUCUGAUGAACGACUAGAAGUAACAGUAAUUACACCCAAAAAUGCUGGCAUGAUGGAGGCAUUGGGGUUAGAAGAGAUAAAAACUAAAAUUCAGCCGAACGAACGAACGUAUGCGAGAUUGAUCGUGGAUAUAUGUAACGAUUCGGCGGGUGAUGUCAAGUCGGCUAUAAAAAUUUAUGAGGAAAUGAAGAAGAACGACAUUAAAAUUGAUAAUGAGAUUUAUUGCGCUUUAGUAGGAGCCUAUUUAAGAAAUAAUGACAUUGAGGCUGCUUAUGCAUUGUUUGAGUCUCUCUUACAAACAUUAAUUUCGGACAGCAACAACGGUCUUCGACAGACCUCAUCUUCUACUUCUUCUUUGUCUUUGGAAAGUAUAUCUCCACUCGUCUCUAUUAUUACAGAGUUAAUGCGUCACGGCCGCACGGAAGUGGCCUGGAAAUGCUACAAUACGCUUAAAUCCCAAAACAUUCCACUAGGACUCGAGGCAUAUCACGCGUUUUACCAAAUUCUAUCGGACACUGGACAGAUGCACGAUGCCGAAAGCCUCUUCUCCGAAAUGCUUUACUCUUGUGCCAGCCUUGAGGUUUUGAGUAUUUUUGACUUGUUGAUAGCAAAUAACUACCCUAUCAACAAUACAACCGUUUCGAUAGUUCUGGAUUCAUGUGGAUCAAUUUACCAAAUGCAUCGGACUACGCAAAUAUGGAAUUCCCUCAAACAGAAUGGGUUCGAGUUAAACGAAGAAAACGCGACGUCCUACAUUGAGGUAUUGGCAAGACACAGCAUAUUUGAAGAAGCAAAGAGAGUGCUCAUUGAAGAGAUGAAAGAGCUGGGGUUGAAACCCUCACAGAGAACAUUGAGAGCAUUGUUGACUUACUUACAUGCUUGGGAGAAAAGAGAAGACGAAUUUGAAGUUAUUGAUUGGGUGAGGAAGGAGCAUCCUGAAUUAGCUAGCGAAUUAAGGUGGAUCCAAGAUAUCAAGUCAAUCAAAGAACUUGGAUGA